Messenger RNA from Scedosporium apiospermum, 1101 nucleotides. RefSeq names its product WD repeat domain-containing protein. NCBI's taxonomy places the organism in Eukaryota, Fungi, Ascomycota, Sordariomycetes, Microascales, Microascaceae. The transcript has 2 exons. Bases 1 to 1101 code for a protein of 366 amino acids. Gene Ontology annotation, biological process: mRNA splicing, via spliceosome. The record is from RefSeq and is a predicted model, not a curated record. Gene Ontology annotation, cellular component: catalytic step 2 spliceosome. Gene Ontology annotation, molecular function: protein binding.
AUGUCAUUUCCGGAAAAACCAGUGGCCCAAUUGCUGGGCGCGAAUGGUCCUGUCCAUGCCGUGACAUACUCAUCGUCGCCGGGGACGUAUAUCCUCACAGGCUCUUCGGACCGGUCCAUACGGCUCUACAACCCCAGCACCACAGUCCCAGCCCCCGGCAACACCACUACCACCAUCACGCCAGGGUCCCGGAGCUCACAGCCGUCGGUUCCCCAAGGAAAGCUCAUCCAGACCUACUCAGCGCACGGCUACGAAGUGCUCAGCAUUAGCGUCUCAACUGACAAUGAGCGAUUCGCGUCCUCGGGCGGGGACCGCCUCGUAUUCCUCUGGGACGUGGCGACAGCGCAGACGAUCCGGCGAUUCGGCGGCGGGCCACAUGGUCACUCGGCGCGGAUUAACUGCGUGAGUUUCGGCGGCGAGGGGGACAGCGUCCUCGUAUCCGGGGGCUUCGACACGUCGGUGCGGAUCUGGGACGUGAAGAGCCAAAGCGCCAAGCCGAUCCAGGUGCUCGACGAGGCUCGGGACGCCGUGACGUGUCUAGUUGUCCGAGGUCCCGAGAUUAUAGUGGGCAGCGUGGACGGCGUCGUGAGGGCGUACGAUAUACGCAUGGGGACGUGCGUGAGCGACACGAUGGGGGCGAGCGUCACGAGCUUGGAUCUCACGAGGGACGGGACGGCCAUGUUGGUGGGCACGCUGGAUAGUAAGCUGAGGCUGAUGGAUAGGGAGAAGGGGACGUGUCUGAAGACUUUUGAGCAUGGGGCUUGGUUGAAUAAGGAGUUGAGGGUGCAGGCUGUGUUGGGCGGGAGGGAGAGGUAUGUCGUCGCUGGGGAUGAGUUGUUGGGGGCUGAUGUGGCGACGCUGGAGAGUGGGGAGGGGAGGGUUUGGGCUUGGGAUUUGCUUUCGGGGAAGGUUGUUGCGAGGAUCCAGGUUCCUUGGGGUCCGAUGGGGCAGCAGAAUCGGAAGAGAGUUGUUGGGAGGGACGGGAAGGAGAAGAGGCAGAAUAAUGUGAUAAGUUGUGUCGCGUGGAGGGAGGGCGGAUGGGGAGACCAGUUUUGCGUGGGAGGCAUGUCUGGUGUGGUAACGGCCUACGGAGCUGGGUAG